AUGUUAUGGAACAUAGCUGGAAUGAAGGAGGCAAGUCAAGCAAGAGAAGAAAUGGAAAAAAAUGAAAUAGUAAUACUAGUAGAAACAUGGGUCACACAAGAGAAAGCAGAAUAUGAAGUGGAAAGAUUAAGCAGUAAGUUUAAACGGUGGGCCAAAAAUGCAAUAAAAGAAGGAAAAAGAGGACGAGCAAAAGGAGAACAAUUUGUGGGAAUAAAAAAGAGCAUAGAAACAGAAUGGAGUAUAAAAGAAUGGGAGUAUGGAUUAACACUUGAAAGUGAGAAGGGGGAAGGCCAGAUGAUAAUAACAAUAACCAUAUACAACAACGUGGGGAUGAAGUAA
Cotesia congregata is the source of this 339-nucleotide messenger RNA. NCBI's taxonomy places the organism in Eukaryota, Metazoa, Arthropoda, Insecta, Hymenoptera, Braconidae. The record is from the annotation of a GenBank genome assembly.